Messenger RNA from Esox lucius (northern pike), 1416 nucleotides. RefSeq lists its product as uncharacterized. The coding region runs from base 40 to 1257 and encodes 405 amino acids. The record is from RefSeq and is a predicted model, not a curated record. Lineage: Eukaryota; Metazoa; Chordata; Actinopteri; Esociformes; Esocidae. The transcript has 3 exons.
UUGCCCAUCCCUGCUCUACUCUAACACACACAGAUAUGCAUGCACACACACGCACACACACAGCUGAGUAGCAUUGGAAGAUUAAAGUAUUUAAUUUUGCAGUCGGUAAACAUGAACAUUCUUCUGUUCUUUUUUUCUCCAGCAGACAAUAAUGAAUUUCAUAAGCACCAGAGGGCAAAACGAGAGUUAAAUCUGAACUGCAGAUGUUUGGACGUGAGAAACAUCACAGUGUCGCCCCAUCUGCUAACUGAGCCGUGCUCUUACGUAGUGGAAAAUGAGGGGGGAUGGGUCAAAGGAGAAACAAAAAUGGAGGAUGGGAUGGUGAAGAAGCUCACUGCUGAUCCCGAUCCUUCUCACCGAGUGGAAUCUCCGAAACAGCUCCAUACCAACCCCUGCUGGAAGAGAUUUAACAAGCCCGACUCCAGCUGUGCUCAGACUCAUUGCCCAACGCCCUCUGACGAUCCUCCGCAUCAAAAGAUCAGUCACGUUGCUCAAAGCCAAAAAGGCCUGCAACAAUCUGCGCAAACAAACAUCAAACAACAGCGACUGAGGCGGAAACUGCUGCCACUGACCAGGUCGCACGAGAGCCCAGCCUCGUCAGGGGUUGCACGGGUGGAGGAGCAGUCUACUGAAGAUCAGGAUGAAGACCUGGCAGUGCCAUGGCGGUGUAAGGCGAUGGUGAACCCUGAAUCGUCUCAAAUCCCAACCAGGACACUGCCAAUCCUCCAGAACACAGACAGAGCCCCUGGCUGUGAGAUACUAAAGCUGUGCCAGCGUAUUUCCUCUAGGGUGAACUCUCUGAAGUGUACCACAUCAGCCAAAAGAGCUGGACUCAGACCAGCGGGUUGGAGAUUGCUGCAGCAGCCCAUAGGUGACAAUGGAGCACAGAUUCGGGUCGGUCGACCAAAGCACCACCCCGGGAAAGACUCCCACAGCCAGAGUCUCACCAGCCUCUUGCAUAAUAAUGACAGAAGUUGUGGUAGUAGCCUGACCCAGACAUGUAAUUCAGAUACAUGCCUCUAUGGCUGGGAUAAAUACAGUAGCCGAACCCUUCAGCAGCAUGUACAGAAGGACCAGGGAUCCAGGCGGGAGAAGGAAGGUGUAAGGAUACAGAUCCAGAGAGAAGAAUCCUGGGACUCAGAGAGUCAAGAGGAGAACCGGUGGCAGAGUGAGUCCUAUAAAACAACAUGCCGUGACGUCACUCUACUGGAUAUUGUUCGCCUUCUACAGUGUAGAGAUUUCCCCAGGCUGACAUGAUCACAGCUGCGAAUGGAAACGGGCUGGCCUUCCUCAUGCUCCAUAACCCAGCAGGAUGACGCAGGAGCGAUGUCAAGCCAAAACGGGCCUGGGAGGAAGAUGUGCAAUUUGGGAGAUCUAGUCUUCCCCCAAUCAUGGCCUGAUCAUACAUAAAAAAAA